AUGGCUCUCCGAUAUCUGUUUGGUCUCUCCACGACCGCCUUUGUGGUGGUCGGAUUGUAUAUGCUCUUCCAGGGAGAAGGUGAAGCUUUCAAUGUCGGCCGCUUUCUCGAAGAGGUAUCUCCUUACGCCUGGGCGAACAUCGGUAUUGCGCUGUGCAUUGGUCUAUCUGUAGUCGGAGCUGCAUGGGGUAUCUUCCUCACGGGCUCUUCGAUUGUUGGUGGUGGUGUUCGGGCCCCUCGAAUUCGAACAAAGAACUUGAUCUCCAUUAUUUUCUGUGAGGUUGUGGCUAUCUACGGAGUUAUCAUGGCGAUCGUCUUCUCCGCGAAGCUCGGUCCCGUCCCCGAGGACCAGCUCUACACCAUGAGUAACCUUUACACGGGAUAUGCUCUCUUCUGGGGUGGUAUCACAGUUGGAACCUGCAACUUGAUUUGUGGUAUCUCUGUUGGUAUCAACGGUAGUGGCGCUGCCCUUGCUGACGCUGCCGAUCCUAGCCUCUUUGUCAAGAUUCUCGUUAUUGAGAUUUUCAGCUCUGUUCUGGGUCUGUUUGGUCUCAUUAUCGGCCUGUUGGUGGGUGGCAAGGCUCUGGACAUGGGUGCAGCGUAG
Molecule: messenger RNA, 603 nt
Organism: Penicillium malachiteum
Lineage: Eukaryota; Fungi; Ascomycota; Eurotiomycetes; Eurotiales; Aspergillaceae
Product: H(+)-transporting V0 sector ATPase subunit c''
Exons: 5
Coding region: 1-603 (200 amino acids)
Biological process (GO): proton transmembrane transport
Cellular component (GO): proton-transporting V-type ATPase, V0 domain
Molecular function (GO): proton-transporting ATPase activity, rotational mechanism
Source: RefSeq, a predicted model, not a curated record